This is a messenger RNA of Schizophyllum commune H4-8, 1035 nucleotides long. RefSeq lists its product as uncharacterized. The transcript is spliced from 2 exons. Bases 1 to 1035 code for a protein of 344 amino acids. The record is from RefSeq and is a predicted model, not a curated record. Lineage: Eukaryota; Fungi; Basidiomycota; Agaricomycetes; Agaricales; Schizophyllaceae.
AUGGUCGCGCGCAUACCGGGCGCGGGGUGGCCGGAGGCGGCGCCGCCGUCGGUCGACGCGGAGAAGACAUACGAGGCGAUACACGGCUAUAUUGUGGAGCUUCAUGCGACGACAACAGCGAUGCACGAGCGUCUAAAGGCCGUGCAGGCGCACCAGAAGAAGGUCGCGGGGGAGGGCGAGGAGGGGGAGGGAGAGACGGCGGCUAUGGACGUCGACCCCUCAAGCAGGCCGCGCAAACGCGCGCGGCUAGACGAACAGGCGCAGGCCGCAGAGGACGAGAAGGCGCGCCAGCUCGACCUGCUACGCGAGAAGGCCGCGCACAUCGAGUCGCGGCUUGAGGACCUGCGCACCCUUCUGCAGCAGCGCAUCGACGAGAUCAAGGGCCACGUCGAGCAGACGAUCGACGAGCAGUCGAACAAGGUUCUCGAGGUCUUCGAGGAGCAGCUCAGGAUGUCUACGGACGGCCUGGCGGAGGACGCGUCCUACAAGGACGAGGGGCUGACCUUCGGGCAGCGGCAUGCUCUUCUGCAUCAAGAGCUGGAUAGCAUGGACAACGACGUCCAGCAGAUUGGCGGCUACAUUGCGCAAGUCAAACAGCUCUUAGACGUACAGCAAACGGAGGUCGCGGCCUUGCAGAGCGAGGUCGAGGAAUCUCGCAAGCAGACUGCUUUCCUCAACGACAAGUUGGCUGCCUAUGAGAAGCAGCAGGCGGCGAACAAAGAACGCCUCGCUUCCCUCAGCGCCAAAUACGAGCAGCAUAUGGCGCGACAUAACAUCCCUUCACCCCAGCGAACACCUUCACCUCAACUCGAACUCAUUACUACGUACGACGGCGCGCUUGCGGCUUUGCAGGAACCCAUAACGCAGGCGAUACGGCGCAUGUUGUUACCUCAUAUCCAGGAAUUCCAGCAGGAUAUCAAGGGAACCAUACAGGCGCAGAAGGAGGACAUCCUCGCCACGACAUGGCCACAUAUGAGGGAACUACUCGACGCUGUCAACGCCGUGGACCGCGCAUUGCCUGUCGCGAGGUCAUAG